This is a messenger RNA of Galendromus occidentalis (western predatory mite), 1193 nucleotides long. RefSeq lists its product as uncharacterized. The transcript has 4 exons. The record is from RefSeq and is a predicted model, not a curated record. NCBI's taxonomy places the organism in Eukaryota, Metazoa, Arthropoda, Arachnida, Mesostigmata, Phytoseiidae. Bases 67 to 486 code for a protein of 139 amino acids.
GCGCUCCUCGACAUCUUGCUGCAUUACUUCUCGUUCGAAACGGAACCAAGUUCUCGUCGGGAAAACAUGCAAGAGCAGCAACUGGAGCAGGCGCCAGGCGGGGUCUCGGCCCCAGCAGCAGGCGGAGGAGGUGGUCUCGACGAAAUCGAAUUGUCUAUGGCUGACAAGAUCAGACGUCUGGUUUCCAGCGAUGAGGAAUGGGAAGCGGUUCUCCUGCAGAAGAUGGAGGAAAAGAGGAAUAGGGAACAAGGCAUCGAAACUCCGCAACCGACUGCUACACCAAUGCAACAGGCAGCUGCAAUAGGCGGUGCUCUCGGGAAUCGGGUAACCGGUUUGUUCGGCAAAGCGAAAGGAAUGGUACCCCCUGUGAAUAUUCCGGUCAGCAUGCCGAAUAUCCCGAUACCAGGAUUGAAGAAAGGAGCAGCUGCUGGAGCUGAAGGAGCUGUCGAGGGCGGGGGCGAGUACACUCAGAUGGGCAGCGAGUGAGCACUGCCCGCAAGGCCGAAAAUUCCGACUGGAACAUCAUGGAUGCUCCCGCUAGGAGGCAGGAUGGACAUAAUCGCGCUCAUUCGGUAGUCAAAAUUGGAUCCCCGAAUAAUAUCACUUUGUAGCUGGAGAGUGUUCGAGCUGGGUUGAAGAAAGAAAUGUCAACCAUUGGAAAAUUCGAAUGCUUGAGAUUCGCCGGGAAUGGUCGCCGCAAAAGAGUUUUUCUGACACAUUCCUAGGAAACUUCUUCCCUCGAAGGCAAUAGGAAUUUUUGACUUCCUGACGACCAUCUGAUAGUGUUGUCGCCGAGUCGUUCGAAGUUUAGAUGACCGAAGCAGAUGAAUGCUUCUACGCCGCUACAGAUGAAGCACUAUUCCGAUUAGGUUUUCUUUUGGAUGUCGAGAGACGUUUAAGAACCUCUCCCACGUGGGUUUUGGGAUCAGCGCUCUCUCGGAAACAGCAGAAAAUUGCUCAUCGUUAGCGUUACUUUUUGUCACAAUUAGCAAGGUUUCACGGAGUCCCCGCAUUACAUCUGAACGACUAUGUGCAUAAUAUGAGAAAUAUUAUUGAAGAUUUUUAAUAGCGUAAUAUGGUUGGUUGCAUGUUUGUUGUAUGCUCUGCUGGAGGAGUUGAUGUAAGUGGGUGAGUUGCAUUGCUGUUUCGUGAGCCUUAGGCUGUCAAUAAAGCUGGUGCUAAAGAGUUAUAGU